CAUUGAGUCUCUACAGGGGAAUCGUGCCUUUCCCUUUAGUGUUCCUUCUGUCUUCUUUCUACCUUGUAUUCCACUUUUACUCAGAAUUUCCAUGAAGCCCUAGCCUUUUUGGCUUUCUUUCAAGCUGCAUAUUCUUACCUUUGGUCUGUAUGAGCUAUAUCAUAUAAAGCUGUUUCAUGACCGCUGCCUCUGUUCUUUUUCAGCAAGAUAUUGUGACAGGGACUGUCACUGAUAGACGAGCCAUGCUUGGUACUUUUCUGUGUGUUUAAGAGUGUGUGCGUGUGUUGAGGCCUGGACUGGGAAGGUCUAGCUCUAACCUGCUGCUAUUAAUAUCGCCUAACGAACAUAAUCUGGAGGAUAGGUUAUCCUCUUACAUUUGUUGGCUAGUCUACCAGGGGGAGGGCUGGACAUGCAAAGAGGGCGAGCCCGUAGCAGUUUCGUUUCCAAACUUACUGGUCACCGUUGAUAGUUCUUUAUCUCUCCCUCUCUCUCUCCCGCUCUCUCGCUCAUUGGUGCUUAAUUGACAGAAUAGAAACCAAAACAUAGUUGAGUUAUGUUUCUUCUCUCUCUCCUCCCCUCUUUCAUGACUAAAUAGUUGUACUAGUCGAGAAGGGGUAGAACGUGCCUGAGUAUGUGUACAUGAUGUGUGCUUACUUGCAAUAAUAAUAGUUUAAAUAAAGUCUACAGUGGAAAGCCGGUUGUAUCAAGUUAUGAACACUCUACCAGCCUAUUCAGGAGCUAGAAUAUCUGCCUGUUGGAACCUCAGUGAGACGAGGAAUCACAAAGUUAGACACAGAGCUGUGACAGAGAUUCAAUAGGAUUAAGAGUUGCGGUUUUGGGUUCACUGUCGGGACACAUCGAGGGAGAGAGACAUUUGGUAUUCCAAUCAUCCCGCUCCUACUCUUAAGAAUGGACCAGAUCACCCGCUUAAUGCACGGCGGUGGCGGCGAAGGCUCUGGUCUGGACCGGCUACUCCCCACGGUGAGCACCGGCCUGUCGCCGAGGAAGCGGACCACCAGCCAAUGCAAGUCGGAGCCCCCUCUCCUGCGCACAUCCAAGCGGACCAUAUACACCGCGGGCCGCCCGCCCUGGUACAACGAGCACGGUGCCCAGUCCAAGGAGGCCUUCGUCAUCGGUCUGUGUGGAGGAAGCGCAUCAGGGAAGACCACAGUGGCCAGGAAGAUUAUCGAGGCCCUUGAUGUCCCUUGGGUUGUCCUACUGUCCAUGGACUCCUUCUACAAGGUCCUGUCCAAAGAUGAGCAGAACCUGGCUGCCGAUAACAACUACAACUUUGAUCACCCAGACGCCUUUGACUUUGACCUGCUGACACACACGCUGCGCAAACUCAAACUGGGCAAGAGUGUGAAAAUCCCUGUGUACGACUUUACGACUCACGGGCGACAGAAGGAGUGGAAAACGGUGUAUGGCGCGAGCGUUGUCAUCUUCGAGGGGAUCAUGUCCUUUGCAGAUAAAGAACUGCUGCAGCUGCUGGACAUGAAGAUCUUUGUGGACACGGACUCGGACAUCCGCCUGGUGCGCCGGCUGCGGAGGGACAUCACGGAGCGGGGCCGCGACAUCGGGGGCGUCAUCAAGCAGUACAACAAGUAUGUGAAGCCCGCCUUCGACCAGUACAUCGAGCCCACCAUGCGUUUGGCAGACAUCGUCGUACCGCGAGGUGGUGGCAACAUGGUGGCCAUUGACUUGAUUGUGCAGCAUGUCCACAGCCAACUGGAAGAGACCACUCUCUCGCUCUCCUCUCCAAACCACCAACCCCCAACCCUGCCAUCGCUCACAGCGAGAGCUCAGCGUCAGAGGAAACUACGCUGGGAUAUGGCAGCUCUGGCCUCGGCCCACCAGGCCCAGCCCCUCCCGCAGACCCUCAGUGUCCUGGAGAGCACCCCCCAGGUCCGGGGGAUGCACACCAUCAUCAGAAACAAGGAGACCAGCCGUGACGAGUUCAUCUUCUACUCAAAGAGGUUGAUGCGGUUGCUGAUCGAGCGGGCGCUGUCCUUCCUCCCCUCUCAGUCCCACACCGUCCAGACGCCCCAGGGAGAGGACUACGAGGGCAGGUCCUUCGACGGAAAGAGGGUGACGGGCGUGUCCAUCCUGCGGGCCGGGGAAACCAUGGAGCCGGCCCUGAGGGCGGUCUGCAAGGACGUCCGCAUCGGCAAGAUCCUCAUCCAGACCAACCAGGACACGGGGGAGCCAGAGCUCCACUACCUGCGGCUGCCCAGGGAGAUUGGGGAGGACCACGUGAUCCUGAUGGACUGCACCGUCUCCACGGGCGCUGCCGCCAUGAUGGCCGUCAGAGUUCUGCUGGACCAUGACGUCCAGGAGGAUAAGAUCCUGCUGGUGUCCCUGCUCAUGGCGGAGAUGGGAGUCCACUCCGUGGCCUACGCCUUCCCCCAGGUCCAGAUCAUCACCACAGCGGUGGACAAGGAGGUCAACGAUCUGUUCCACAUCAUCCCCGGCAUCGGUAACUUUGGGGAUAGAUAUUUCGGUACCGACGCGCCCCCGGAUUGGAGCGACGACGAGAUGGAUGAGCCCAGUUACUGAUUGUCUGGCAGUGAGAGCACCGGCUGACUCACUGUCUGGAAUGGCACUGAGCGACUGUCUGCCAGUGAACUACUGUAACCUGCCCCGGUGAUUCAGCAAGAUGACGUUUUGAGGACAAUGUUUCAAAAAAAUCCCAUAGUGGCCGCACUGGGCGGUAACAUGAAUCCUUUGCUGUCAGGGGCCAAUACUGACAAGGUGAUCUUCAUACGAGUGCCCCAGAAACGGUUGUAGACACAAAGAAGGUUUCAGAAUGUAUAUUAUUUUGUAUUGAGAUUUGUUUAAAUCUUUGUUUAUUUGUAUUUUAUUUUGUGGACCGUUAAAAAGCGCUGUCUUUGUUCUAUAGAGUUACAAAGUAUGUGCACCUGUUGCCAAAUGUAUUCUUUGCAAAAUGUCAUUUUAUUAUCUAAAUUAGUAAAAUUAUUUUAAAGGGGGUAUCAAGCUUUAAGUCGUGCAGUAUGGAAGGAUACACUUGCAUGCACUAUCAAAAACACAGCCAUGUGUGGGCUAAAGACUUGCUGUUUUCUUGGCUACAUGCAAUCCUCAGACUGUUCAACAAUGUGUAGGUGCAUCUGCUCGUUUUUUUUUUACCUGCUUUUUUCUCUUCAAUGUGCACAUACAUUCUUCAUAGAGGUCAAGCCUGUUUUUGGCCAUUUGUUUUUUUUAUGCCGUGACUUGGCUAUUGCUCUAGUAUUCACUUAGCAGUGUUCAUUUGUCCACUUCCAUUUUUAAUCUAUGGAUCUGGUCUGGUCCUGUCAGCAUGGUCAUAUAUCAGUAGGUGAGUAGGGAAUUGGCAUUUUCAACAGAAAAGCAACCACACACAUGAUUGAUACCGCUUUAUCCAAUUUGUUUGACCUGAUUUAUCAUAAUUCAACUGAAUUGUAUAAAGUACAGAGAAGUGAAGAGAAGUGCUUGGGUAGUUAAAAUUAUUUUUAAAUUGCCAGGGCCUGAAAUGCCUUUGAAUUACAAACGGUAUGACUUGAAUUAUUAAUUGGUUCCAAAAAUCCCUCAAGUGCUAUAACGUAAUGUGGUGAGGAUAAUGAUUUCACUGUGACAGUGAAGAACCCUAAUUAAAAAAAAAAUUGUGACGAUGGCAAUGCAUAACCAAAGCAGAUUGAAAGGUGAGAUAAUAUGUAUAGAUGCAUGCUUCUCAGCAGAUAUUCUUGUGAUGGCUCGGUUAGGUGGCUCCUCGGUUAUGCAAAUUGGUUUUAACACGUUACCUAUACGUUAACUAUAGUUGCUUAAAUAAGGGUAACUUGUAUUAUUGUUAUCAUUAUUAUGUUAAUAUGAUUUUCUGAAGAUGUUUGCUUUGUGCUGCUUACUGUAGUGUAUAGUCUACUUCAGAUAACUGCAAUAUGUUUAUUUAUCGAGAGAGAGUUUAGUUUGUUCCUUCAUUUUUAAGAUAAAUAAAGAAACCCCUAUUGUAUUUAUAUUUUAAUCAUUUUGAAAAAUCGAAGCUUCAUGUAUUAAUAUAUUGUUUUGAAAUUCCAGUUAAUGCUCAAUAAAACAAUCACUUCUUUA
Molecule: messenger RNA, 4074 nt
Organism: Gadus macrocephalus (Pacific cod)
Lineage: Eukaryota; Metazoa; Chordata; Actinopteri; Gadiformes; Gadidae
Gene: uckl1b
Product: uridine-cytidine kinase 1-like 1b
Exons: 17
Coding region: 910-2556 (548 amino acids)
Cellular component (GO): cytoplasm
Molecular function (GO): kinase activity; ATP binding
Source: RefSeq, a predicted model, not a curated record